This is a messenger RNA of Paramecium octaurelia, 1947 nucleotides long. The record is from the annotation of a GenBank genome assembly. NCBI's taxonomy places the organism in Eukaryota, Ciliophora, Oligohymenophorea, Peniculida, Parameciidae.
AUGAAAUAGAUACUUUCAUAAAGCUUUACACCGGAGGUCAUUCCUACUUUAUUUAGAGAAUAAUCGGAACGUCCAAAUCUUGGGCAAAAGCAACAAGUCUAGAAGGAAAAGUAAGGAAAAGAUCUCUAUGCUUUAAUUGUUGAUUAACAAAUGAUUAAAUAGAUAGAAAUAAUAGAAAUAUUUAAGGAAGAAGACCAUGAAUCGAUAUAUAAAAAACAUAUAGUAAAUUAUGUUAUUUAAAUAAAAACUGAUUAUUUUGAUUACACCAUUCCUAAAAGAUAUUCGGAGUUUGAGAAAUUGCAUGAAUAAGUAAUUCAUUAAAUUAUUGUUAGCUUCACUCCUACUUAAAAUCUAUGCCGAAGUUCCCUUAGAAAACUUUAAUUCAAACAAAUUCAAGGAAAAUUAUAGCUCAAAGAUAGGACAUGCUUUAAUGUAAAGAAUAUAAUUAUUCUAAGAGUUUUUGUAACACCUUUUAAAACAUUUAGAUCAUUCCUUGUAUAUCUUUUUAGAAUUCCUAAAUAUUAAAGGUAGUAAUUGAAUUAAUAAAUAUAAAGAAUAAUUUUAAAAAGGCGGUUUCGAUUAAAAUGUUAAACUACAUCAACCCAGUAGAGAUGAAACAGCAUUAAAGGAUCUUUUGGAUUGCAGUCCUAAGAAAAUACAGCCCAAGAAUGAGCCAGAAUAAAUGAUAAUCCACUAUUUAAAAAAGUUGAAUGAGAAGAUAGAUGAGAGAGGCAAACUCUUUUAGUAUAUUAAUAAAUUAAAAAAUAUAGAAAAAUGGAAAAAUAUUGCUUUGGUAAAAUCCAAUAAGUAUCUCCAACCAUGUUAAAGGUGUUAUUCAUAGGAGAUGAGGAGAGAGAACUCGAAGGAAUCAUGUAGACAUUAUCCAUCCAAAACAAUGAUAUUUAGAGUCAUAUUAGUUGUAUCAAUGGGUUUUAGUUUUUUCGAAAAGUCCUAGAAUAUGAUUAUAAUCCAAGUAUAUCAAAAUACUUAAGUAGAUGCCGAAUAAGCACUAAAGUAGUUUGGAGAAAUAUCCAUUAAGCAAUUUAAAAAGGUUAAGAUCUAGUCUCAUGUAUGUGGCCAAUAAAAACAUUGCAAGCAAGAUUCUCUUACACUUUUGCAUAAAUAUAUUAAUCAGAAUCAAUUAAAGGAUUAAAUGAUCAAAUACUUGAUUGAUGAUGAAGAAUGCUUAUAAGAGUAUGAGUAUUUUGUUCAGACUCAUAUUAAUAAAAUGAUAGAUGAAAUCAAAGUAAAUAAAGACAGCAAUGAAAAUCUCUAAGAACUAUUGCCUACAAAAUCUAAUUCUACCGAACAUGCCAUCCUAGAAUAAGAAGCUUCGAUUGAAUAGUUAUAUGAAAUCAGUUAAAUGAAUUUAAAUUGGAAGUUUGUCUAAGGUAAUAAAUAAUUUGGAUUAUCCAUAGAAUUUGAAACUCAUUUGAUGUAUCAUCUAUCUGGUUAAUUUGUAAAAACAGUUCAUCCUAUUAAUUGUUCCAUCGAAAAAGCUAUUGUUAUCUUUACAGAUCUCAAAAUCCAAUGGUUUCAUGGAAUGAUAUAAAAGGAUGUCUUAGAACAAUAUGAUGAACUUAGAAGUCUAAUUGUUGAAUAUUAUGUCUGGGAAGAUAAAUCAACCUUCAAGAAAAUGGCAUUCGUCAGUGAAUAGGAAAUUACUAAAAUAGAUGACUUACUUUAUUAAAUUACUAUUGUUCCCAGUUCAAAACCAUUACCAAAUCACUACAAAAUCAAAUGUGAUUAAAAAGGUAUUAGCAAUUUUAAUAUCUAGGGUAGAAGAUGAGUUUGAUAUUUUUGAAAAAGAAAACAGAUGACUCUUGUGAAGUCAUUGUCUAUUAAAAUAUAAUGGAUAACACAUUUAGAACAGCUCUAACUCCUGUUAUUUUAAAAGAAAUCCCAUGGUUUAAUCACACAAUAACUAAAUUAAAAGCUCUAUUAUGA